Molecule: messenger RNA, 1782 nt
Organism: Venustampulla echinocandica
Lineage: Eukaryota; Fungi; Ascomycota; Leotiomycetes; Helotiales; Pleuroascaceae
Product: putative ran exchange factor prp20 pim1
Exons: 3
Coding region: 1-1782 (593 amino acids)
Cellular component (GO): cytoplasm
Molecular function (GO): guanyl-nucleotide exchange factor activity
Source: RefSeq, a predicted model, not a curated record
AUGCCACCAAAGAAAGCCAAUACCUCGGCGGCGAAGUCCGCAGCAAAGCCAGCAGCAACGAGAGCCAAGAGAGCCGCUACACCAAAGCCUGCUAUACUUCCUAACACGAAGAAGCCCGUUGCCGCCAAAAAGUCCACUGUCGCGUCCAAAGCAUCGAAGCCAGCUGCCUCCAAACCCGCAGCCAAGGCAAGAUCCGCCACUCCCAAGCCUGCCGCAGCCCCAAAAGCCGCGAAAUCCACUUCAACAAAGCGAAAGGCUUCUGAGGAAGACGUCGAGGAACCUAAAUCAAAGAAAGCAAAGACCGCCGUCGAGCCAAAGAAGGCCGCCGCCAAAGCAGCACCUAAGCCUCCAGUAAAGAAGGCGCGUGCCAAGUCUGUCACCAAGAAGGCAGCAACCGAAGAACCUGAUGAGAAGCCGGCCAAGGCCGCAGUCAAACCAGCAGCUGCCAAACCUAAGAAACAACUUCCUACCCUCAAUACCCCACCUACUCAGAGACUUGAUAUCUACGUCUUCGGCGAGAAUUCAGCUGGCGAGCUUGGCCUUGGAGCCAGAGGCUCGAAUGGCAGAAAAGUUACUGAUGUCGCACGUCCUCGCCUUAAUGAUAAGCUUUCCGCCAAAGAUGUUGGCGUUGUACAGAUUGCUGUGGGUGGCAUGCAUUGUGCUGCUCUCACUCAUGAUAAUAAGAUCUUAACCUGGGGUGUCAAUGACCAGGCUGCUCUCGGUCGCGAGACCAGUGAUGAAGGAAAGAUGGUAACCCUUGACGCUGGCGAAGCUGAGAAUGAGGAUUCCGAUUCCGAUUCCGACGAUGAUUCUGGCUUGAACCCUUCCGAGGCCGAACCCCGCGAAGUUGAUCCAAAAUACUUCCCAGAGGGCACCAAGUUCGUCAGCGUCCAUGCUGGUGAUAGUGCUACAUUUGCUCUUACAACUGUUGGUACAGUGUACGGAUGGGGCACUUUCCGAGGUAAUGAUGGUAUCCUUGGUUUCCGCACCGAUGUCCACAUUGCACACUUCCCUAUGCUCAUUCCUGAGCUUAAGAACAUCACGUCUAUGGCCAUUGGCUCCAACCAUGUUCUCGCUCUUAAUAACAAGGGCAGAGUCUUUGCCUGGGGUGCUGGUGAGCAAAAUCAGCUUGCCAGACGCGUCGUCUCCCGCACAGCCACUGGUGCAUUGAUUCCUCGCGAGUUUGGCCUACAGCGCAAGACCAUUGUUCACAUUGGAACUGGUGCUUAUCACAGUUUUGCUGUUGACAACAAGGGAAAUGUUAUGGCCUGGGGUCUAAACACAUUCGGUCAAACUGGUGUCCCUAAAGAUGACGACGAGGACGAUACCGUCGCCACUCCUACCUUAGUCGAGUCAUUGAGCGACUAUUCCGUUCAACAAAUCACUGGUGGUGCCCAUCAUAGUAUGGCCUGUACCAAAGAUGGCAAAGCACUUAUUUGGGGCCGAGCAGAUGGCGGACAAACUGGUCUUGAUAUUUCCAGCCUCCCUACUGAGACAUUAUAUUACGACGAGUACAACAAACCUCGCUACCUUGUUAAACCCACCGCCAUCCCAAACGUCAACUGCUCAUAUGUCGCAGCUGGCAGCGAUACUUGUGUAAUCCUUGGCGAUGAUGGAAAGGCAUAUUCAUGGGGGUUCUCAACCAAUUACCAGACAGGUCUAGGCACAGACGAAGAUGUGAAGACCGUACAGCAUGUGGACAACACUGCUGUACGGGAGAAGAAGUUGGUGUUUGCGGGGGUGGGGGGACAGUUUGGUGUUUUGGCAGGCGUUGCAGCAUAA